AUGGUUGGACGGUUGAACUUUCCAAAUGUUUGCGAAGAGGACCCGCUGGGCAUGAGCUCUCGGUCGGACAGAGGUCUAGAUAGCCCGGACUCCGGGUUACCACCGAGUCCGAGCCCCAGUGCUUGGCUGCUGCCUCCGGACAAGGCCCGUGGCGUGAGCCCGGUACCGGAGGUCGAAGGAACCGGAUCGCGGGUUUCAACUUUGCCGUCUGGUUCCUUGCAGCCACUAUCCUUUGGGGAGGGAAUAACAAUUGACACCUUACCUCCCAAAGAAGUAAGAUACACCUCCUUAGUGAACUAUGACUCAGACCGCCACUUUAUUCAGAAUGUGGCUCUGCAGCCGUGGGGUCAGAGCCUUGAGCACUGCAAGCAGACCAUCACAGCAGUGUCCAGCAGCACCUGGCGUCAUUACAAGACGCAGUUGGACUUCCAGCCACGCCAUCGGCCGCAUAGCUUUAUGAGCACCACCAUCAUUUACCCCAAGAAAACGAGUGUCGUGUACGCAACAGAGCUGAGCUAUGACCGCCACCGGCGAAACAGACGUUUCCUCUCCAGUGUGGAGUUAGAGCCAGCGGGAAGCUACCUCAGUAAGACAGGAGAGAUCAUUAUGACCGAUCCUGUUCUGUAA
Messenger RNA from Nerophis lumbriciformis (worm pipefish), 627 nucleotides. The record is from RefSeq and is a predicted model, not a curated record. Lineage: Eukaryota; Metazoa; Chordata; Actinopteri; Syngnathiformes; Syngnathidae.